This is a messenger RNA of Doryrhamphus excisus (bluestripe pipefish), 697 nucleotides long. RefSeq names its product GABA(A) receptor-associated protein b (gene gabarapb). The record is from RefSeq and is a predicted model, not a curated record. Lineage: Eukaryota; Metazoa; Chordata; Actinopteri; Syngnathiformes; Syngnathidae.
UUGUAUCCCUCCGCCGCCGUCGAGUUGUACAGGGGAAAAACAGCUGCGGCAUGCUAAAGCUAGCUAGUUGUUAGCUAGUCCUUGUUGUCGCGUGUGUGUCAGCGAUUUCUCGACGUGAUAAAAAAACGACUUUUCGUCUUGUCAUCGUAUCUAAACAUGAAGUUCCAAUACAAAGAAGAGCAUCCUUUUGAGAAAAGGCGGUCCGAAGGAGAGAAAAUAAGGAAGAAGUACCCGGAUAGGGUUCCUGUUAUUGUGGAAAAGGCGCCCAAAGCCAGAAUAGGCGACCUGGAUAAGAAGAAAUAUCUUGUCCCCUCCGACUUGACAGUGGGCCAGUUUUAUUUCCUCAUCCGAAAACGAAUCCACUUGAGAGCCGAGGACGCGCUCUUCUUCUUCGUAAACAACGUCAUUCCCCCCACCUCGGCCACCAUGGGGCUCUUGUACCAGGAGCAUCACGAAGAGGACUUCUUCCUCUACAUCGCCUACAGUGACGAGAGCGUGUAUGGCAAUAACUACAGCCAAAGGGAAAUAUGAUCCCACGGAAGCCCCGCUCACGCCCCCACCUCACCCCCCCCAACCUAUACAUACAUUCAUUUAAAUAUUCAAGCUUAGCUCAGCAGCUGUAGAGUUCAUGUCGCCUUCCACUUUUCUCUGCUCUAAUUUGAUGGCCAGUUUCUAAGCAUCAUAAUCCAAAAUACAA